Molecule: messenger RNA, 2947 nt
Organism: Scleropages formosus (Asian bonytongue)
Lineage: Eukaryota; Metazoa; Chordata; Actinopteri; Osteoglossiformes; Osteoglossidae
Gene: memo1
Product: mediator of cell motility 1
Exons: 8
Coding region: 301-1089 (262 amino acids)
Source: RefSeq, a predicted model, not a curated record
CGACCACCGUAGCCAAUCCUCUCGCAGUUCCUUACCUGUCUCGCCUCGUAUCAAAUAGAAAAACAGUCCUUUAAAUUUUCAGCCAAUAAGCGCGGAGUGUGGCUGCCGAGGCAGGACGGCGGUGUUCUGCCGAGCCGAGACCGGCUAUCAGUGCGUCUGUGUCACCCAGGCGGAGCGGCUGGGCUCCUUUGUUCUCCCGUAGCUCAUGUGAAACCCGUGUAAUUGUUCAAUAGAGACGCCUUCAUUGUCUUAAUUUGCUCGUUAUUUACUGUUUGUUUACUCCACGCACCACACAGGAUCAUGUCCGAGCGAGGGGUGUGCAGGGAGGCGAGCCACGCCGGCAGCUGGUAUUCCGCCUCAGGAUCCCAGCUGAACGCGCAGUUGGAGGCCUGGCUGUCUCAGGCCCCGCCCACUAUUCGACCUGCCAGAGCCAUCAUAGCACCGCAUGCUGGGUACACCUACUGCGGCGCGUGUGCGGCACACGCCUACAAGCAAGUGGACCCCACAGUUAUUCGCAGGGUGUUCAUCUUGGGGCCCUCGCAUCAUGUGCCCCUCUCCCGCUGUGCCCUCUCACCGGCUGAGAUAUACAGAACGCCGCUGUACGACCUGAGAAUCGACCAGAAGGUUUAUUCUGACCUUUGGAAGACAGGCAUGUUUGAGCGGAUGAGUCUGCAGACCGACGAAGAGGAGCACAGCAUCGAGAUGCACCUGCCAUACACGGCGAAGGCCAUGGAGAGCUGUAAAGAUGAGUUUGCCAUCGUUCCGGUACUGGUGGGUGCUCUAAGCGAGUCCAAAGAGCAAGAGUACGGGAAGCUGCUCAGUAAAUACCUGGUGGACCCCGGUAACCUGUUUGUGAUUUCGUCCGACUUCUGUCACUGGGGUCAGCGGUUCCGCUACACGUACUACGACGAGACCCAGGGUGAGAUAUACAGAUCCAUUGAGCACCUUGAUAAAAUGGCUGUGUCCGAGCUGCGCAGGAACGGGGCCGACAUGAGCUUCUCCUUCCUCAACUACGCCCAGUCCAGCCAGUGCCGCAGUUGGCAGGACAGCUCAGUUAGCUAUGCAGCCGGGGCCUUGGUGGUCCACUGAGGAUCCCCCGAACCACACCGCCAACGCAGCCUUGGUUCCACCCCGACCUUCGCUGUGCCCCCUCCGAUACCCCCCCUUCCCCCAGAAAAUAGUGGAAGCCCCUGUUCAGUAACCUCCUAACGGGUAACUGGUUGUAGGUGGGGAAUCGAGGAACCGAUGCAGCCUUAGACCCCCACUGGCACCCUGUUUUCAGUGGACUCUCCAGCCUUCUGGGUGAAAUAAUGGCUUUGAUGUGGAGUACUUUGUGAUGCAAUGGGUGCAGUUUUUACUUUUUUUUUGUUUUGUUUUGCUGGCAGGAUUCCAGAGCAGGGAAACAAGAUCCAUGCACUGCAGACUGAUGAAAAACGGUUUAUUCAUGCGUGGGGCACUCUGCCGAAAUGCUCACGUGCACUCUGCUUUAAACAGGAGAACACUUUCUGGGGAAGAAAUCAAAGCCAUUUGCGUGAAAAGGGGACAAAUGUAUGUAAGUUAGCUAAUGUUGGAUCCACUUAAAACCCAAGGAAAGCAGUGCAGGUGACUUCUACUGUGGCCAAUACUGUGGUAAUUAUUAACAAAGGAUUUUAUUUAAGGAAGGCCAGUAGCAGACUAUUUACUGUAGUCUGCAUACUAAAAAUGUCUCUUUUGAAGAAUGUUCUAGCCAUUUAACAUUAGCCAUUUUUACAGCAAUGUAAGAUUUCCUCCCUUUUUCCUGUUGUUUGCUAUGGUUGUUUUAUGAUAGUUUUUAAGUUGAUCUGCAAGCAGCUGGUAGUACAUCCUUGGCACGUAGUUGAGGGCUGUGAGUGUGAAGGUAUUCAUUCAUCCACAGCCAUUAAUUGUUUUACUGAAGUUGUUGCGCUGGCUCCUCCUGGUACAAAUUGCCCAGUUUGGAAUUUUCUAAAAUUUCAACAUUUUCCAGUUUUAUUUUGAUUUUCAUUUUCCUCACUUAUCCUAAAAUUUCUUUGCAGGGGAGAACAUGUGACUGCUUUUACCCUCUGAAAUCCAACAUGGCAGUUGGAAGCACCCAAACAGAGUACAAAUGUGAAACUGACUUGAAUUAAGUCACUUCCACAAGGUUUACAGCUCGUGUCUGGUGUUCUUGAGUGUCGGUGAUCAGCAACAAAAUCAGGAACACUGCAGGUGUUUAUGGGAUGAACGAACCGGUCAGCAACUGCCGAUGAACAGGAGUUUGUGGAGACACCAUGGUUAUUUUCACUCAUUUUAUAUUCAUUUUAAUGUAGCUUAAAGUUAAUAUUAAAAUGCGACUUUGGAGCUGUGAACAAUGUGUUCAGGUCCCAUUUUUAAAGAUGAGGAACCAGUGCAUUUCAGCAGUACAAUAUACAAACAUAUAAACAGUAAACCUUAUGGGAGUUUGAUUUUUGAUACUCAUCAGGUUCUGGUAGUAUCUUCAAUAAAUAACGUGAUCGCAUUAGUGCACCCAUUCAGGGUAGUCGUAGAGGGUGCGGAGAGACGCUGCUCUGCUGCUUGGGGUAGCGAUGCCGCACCAACGACGACCAACUCAACACAGAGUCAACAGACUGUGCAUCUGUGCCUUUGGUUGCAGUUACACAUUUCCUGUGAAAGAGCAACCGCAUCUGCCAGCUCACCUGUCCCAUCACGCCAUCCCUCCCCUCUUCCCCACCUGUGCUGAAAAUGUACAUCCUGGCUAUCGCAUUGGCCGGUGACGUUGUUUUCCAUUAAGGGUGACUGGUUGUUUGUGCUGAUAUGUUUCUGUUUACAUUUUAUUGCAUAUAGAAUAACACGGCAAACGUGGAAUCAAAACCACUACAUGGUAGCGGAAAAGCAAAACUGAGUUGCUCUUGUGGACUUGUACUAUCUCAGGUUCAACUGAUUCAGCAUCCUGGUCUGCCCUGCUGAUAUG